Messenger RNA from Lemur catta (Ring-tailed lemur), 4348 nucleotides. It is a transcript of the gene COL21A1, whose product is annotated as collagen type XXI alpha 1 chain. The coding region runs from base 398 to 3271 and encodes 957 amino acids. NCBI's taxonomy places the organism in Eukaryota, Metazoa, Chordata, Mammalia, Primates, Lemuridae. The transcript is spliced from 30 exons. The record is from RefSeq and is a predicted model, not a curated record.
AUUUUCUGACCCUAGCAAGAUUUGCGCUGAGUAUGUUUCUACCAGGGUCACGCUAGCAGUGCGCCCUUCAAGAUCCAGAUCCAAAACCCACCCUCUGGCCUUCGGCCCGGAAAGGGGGCGGGUGGGGAGCGCGAGCCUUAUCUCCCGGGCUCCGCCUCCAGGGGGCUGACAGCGACUCUCCGAGCCGCAGCUCGGCACUGGCCGCCGCAGGGAGACGGGACUCUAGGCGGAGGGCUGCCAACCCGCGUCAGCCCAGGUUUUGCCCGGGUUGGGCUGGUCACUACCUGGGACACCCCUGUUCCCGUGGCGCAACACCCAGCUGGCUGCGACAGUAACCCCGAGCCUGCAUGCCGCACCGGGAAUCUUAAAACUAAAGCAUUAGGACAAAAACAGAAACAUGGCUCACCAUAUUACAUUUCUUUGCAUAGUUUUGGUCCUGCUUCUCCAGAAUUCUGUGUUAGCUGAAGACGGGGAAAUAAGAUCAAGUUGUCGUACUGCUCCAACAGAUUUAGUUUUCAUCUUAGAUGGCUCUUAUAGUGUUGGCCCAGAAAACUUUGAAAUAGUAAAAAAGUGGCUUGUCAAUAUCACAAAAAACUUUGACAUAGGACCGAAGUUUAUUCAAGUUGGAGUGGUCCAGUAUAGUGACUACCCUGUGCUGGAGAUUCCCCUGGGCAGCUAUGAUUCAGGAGAGCCUCUGACAGCAGCAAUGGAAUCCAUACACUACUUAGGAGGAAACACAAGGACUGGGAAGGCCAUUCAGUUUGCACUCGAUUACCUUUUUGCCAAAUCCUCACGAUUUCUGACUAAGAUAGCAGUGGUGCUUACGGAUGGAAAAUCCCAAGAUGAAGUCAAGGAUGCAGCAGAAGCAGCAAGAGACAGUAAGAUAACCUUAUUUGCCAUUGGUGUUGGUUCAGAAACAGAGGAUGCAGAACUUAGAGCUAUUGCCAAUAAGCCCUCAUCUACUUACGUGUUUUAUGUGGAAGACUAUAUUGCAAUAUCCAAAAUAAGGGAAGUGAUGAAGCAGAAACUUUGUGAAGAAUCUGUCUGUCCAACACGAAUUCCAGUGGCAGCUCGCGAUGAGAAGGGAUUUGAUAUUCUUUUAGGUUUGGGUGUAAAGAAAAAGGUUAAGAAAAGAAUCCAGCUUUCACUAACAAAGAUAAAAGGAUAUGAAGUAACAUCAAAAGUUGAUUUAUCAGAAUCCACAAGCAAUGUUUUCCCAGAAGGUCUUCCUCCAUCAUAUGUAUUUGUCUCCACUCAGAGAUUUAAGGUCAAGAAAAUGUGGGAUCUAUGGAGAAUAUUAACCAUUGAUGGAAGGCCACAGAUAGCAGUUACCUUAAAUGGUGUGGACAAAACCUUAUUAUUUACAACCACCAGCAUAAUUAAUGGGUCACAAGUGGUCACCUUUGCUGACCCUCAAGUUAAGACUUUAUUUGAUGAAGGCUGGCACCAAAUUCGUCUCUUAGUAACGGAGAAAGACGUAACUCUGUACAUUGAUGAUCAACAAAUUGAAAACAAGCCCUUACACCCAGUUUUAGGAAUCUUCAUCAAUGGGCAAACCCAAAUUGGAAAAUAUUCUGGGAAAGAAGAAACUGUUCAGUUUGAUGUCCAAAAGUUGCGAAUCUACUGUGACCCAGAACAGAACAACCGAGAGACUGCAUGUGAGAUUCCUGGAUUUAAUGGAGAGUGCCUUAAUGGUCCCAGUGAUGUAGGUUCAACUCCGGCUCCCUGUAUUUGUCCUCCAGGAAAACCAGGGCUACAAGGCCCCAAAGGUGACCCUGGACUGCCUGGGAACCCUGGCUACCCUGGACAACCUGGUCAAGAUGGUAAGCCUGGAUAUCAGGGAAUUGCAGGAUCACCAGGUGUUCCAGGAUCUCCGGGAAUACAAGGAGCUCAAGGACUGCCAGGUUACAAAGGAGAACCAGGGAGAGACGGUGAAAAGGGUGAUCGUGGACUUCCUGGUUUUCCUGGGCUUCAUGGGAUACCAGGAUCGAAGGGUGAAAUGGGCCCCAAAGGAGAUAAAGGAUCACCUGGAUUUUAUGGCAAAAAGGGUGCAAAAGGUGAAAAGGGGAAUGCUGGCUUCCCUGGCCUUCCUGGACGUGCUGGAGAACCAGGAAGACAUGGAAAAGAUGGAUUAAUGGGUAGUCCUGGUUUCAAGGGAGAAGCAGGAUCACCUGGUGCUCCGGGGCAGGAUGGACCUCGGGGAGAGCCUGGAAUCCCAGGAUUUCCUGGAAACCAAGGAUUAAUGGGCCAAAAGGGAGAAAUUGGGCCUCCAGGACCACUAGGCAAAAAAGGAGCUCCAGGAAUGCCUGGUUUGAUGGGAAGAAAUGGCUCACCAGGUCAGCCUGGAACACCAGGAUCUAAGGGGAACAAAGGUGAACCUGGACUUCAAGGGAUGCCUGGGGCUUCUGGGCUCAAGGGAGAACCAGGAGCAAUAGGUCCCCCAGGAGAACCAGGAUACAUGGGUUUACCUGGCAUUGAAGGAAAAAAGGGGGACAAAGGAAACGAAGGUGAAAAAGGUGUUCAGGGUCAAAAGGGAGAAAAUGGAAGACAAGGAAUACCGGGGCAACAGGGAAUUCAAGGCCAUCACGGUGUCAAAGGAGAGAGAGGUGAAAAGGGAGAACCUGGUGUCAGAGGUGCCAUUGGACCAAAAGGAGAAUCUGGGGUGGAUGGCCUGAUGGGGCCUUCGGGUCCCAAGGGGCAACCUGGGGAAACAGGUCCUCAGGGACCUCCUGGUUUGGAUGGGAAGCCCGGAAGAGAAUUUUCAGAACAAUUUAUUCGACAAGUUUGCACUGAUGUAUUAAGAGCCCAGCUACCAGUCUUACUUCAGAGUGGAAGAAUUCAGAACUGUGAUCAUUGCCAGUCCCAACAUGGUUCCCCUGGUAUUCCUGGGCCACCUGGUCCCAUAGGCCCAGAAGGUCCCCGAGGAUUUCCUGGUUUGCCAGGAAGAGACGGUGUUCCUGGAUUAAUGGGUGUCCCUGGACGCCCAGGGCCCAAAGGAUUAAAAGGCCUGCCAGGAAGAAAUGGGGCAAAGGGCAGCCAAGGGUUUGGAUAUCCUGGAGAACAAGGUCCUCCUGGCCCCCCAGGUCCAGAGGGCCCUCCUGGAAUAAGCAAAGAAGGUCCCCCGGGAGACCCAGGUGUCCCUGGCAAAGAUGGAGAUCAUGGAAAACCUGGAAUCCAAGGGCAACCAGGCCCCCCUGGCAUCUGUGACCCAUCCCUAUGUUUUAGUGUAAUUGUUGGGAGAGAUCCAUUUAGAAAAGGACCAAACUAUUAGUGUCUGAUGCCUCAUUCAGCAACCUAGGCAUGGUGCUUUUCUUUUGUGGUCUUUUGCAUCUCAGGAAGAUAACCAACAGUAAUCCCUUGAAAAGAAACUAAAGUACCUCGGUGUUUUUAUUGUUCUUUUUCCUUAUGGAAAAAUAUAUACAAGGUCACAUAUACUGAUUUCAAAGGCUCCUCAGUCAUUUGGAGUCCUUAGAUUAGUAGCAUUAAUUAAAUCUCAAGGGUUUCUUGUAAAGUCCAUUUGUUCUAAUCAAAGUUAAAUAUGAAAAUCCACCAUUGCCUGCUCGCCAGUCGAUUUUAGUUACUGUGAAGCAGUUCACAUUCAGCCUCCAUGCAGUAGCGAUUUGAGUUCAAUUUCAUGUUUGUGUGAAUUUCGUGUUUCCUGUCGCACAGCUCAUGCAUGUACAUUACCCAAAACGUAUAUUUGGUCGUUGGAAAUAAGAUCAGGGCUGAUAUUCAGCUGGGAUAGACCGUAUUGCCGUAUUUGUCAUUUACUCCAGUGUCUGUGCCUAUUGGUAAGGGUCAGUGGACUGCUUGUUGUUCAGUGUUUGAAAUAUCACUAAUCAUAUAAGAUUAAUGUAUUUCUUCUUUCAUUUUUAGACUCUCAAAUCAGGUUAACGAUUAUGCUAAGAAAGAGUAUUAAUUACAUUGGGAAUGGUCGAAAUCAUGUAACAUUAAAAAUAUUUCAGAAAAAAUGUUUCAUUGUACAACAUAUUCAAAGAAAAUGUAAAUUCAGAAGUACCCAAAAGACUUUAUACUUGCUAAUUAAUUGGUAUCUUUGUUGUAUGCCCUCAUUUUUCUUUUCACUUAUUAUAUGUGUAUGUUCAUAUAUGUUAAUUUUCAUUGUAGCAAUGUUAAUGGGAAUAAAUGCCCUAGUUGAAAGGAAAGAUAACUACACAAAUCCUAGAAUGUAUUGAUAUUUUUAGCAGACUUUAAAAUAUUAUGAAUAGCCUUUGUGUAUUGUUCCUAAUGCUUUUGUAAGGAAUAGAAUUUGAGAUGCUUCAUUUUUGUCAUGCUUAAAAUUUUGUUGCAUGCUUGUUAUUCAGAGUACAAUAAAGUUUUGUACAGGACU